This is a messenger RNA of Gryllus bimaculatus (two-spotted cricket), 369 nucleotides long. The record is from the annotation of a GenBank genome assembly. Lineage: Eukaryota; Metazoa; Arthropoda; Insecta; Orthoptera; Gryllidae.
AUGUUUCUUAACAAUCUCGAAUUGAAAACUUUGGAACUGGGUGAGUUAUCUUCUCUUUCUGGGUUUUCAAAUCUCCAUCCGUUCAAGAAUUGUGGAAGCGGCGGAGUGGAGGAGGAAGCGGCGGGAGUGGAGGAGGAAGCGGCGGGAGUGGAGGAGGAAGCGGCGGGAGGUGGAGAGGAAGCGGCGGGAGUGGAGGAGGAAGCGGCGGAGUGGAAGGAGGAAGCGACGGGAGUGGAGGAGGCAAGCGGCGGGAGAGGAGGGGGAAGCGGCGGGAAGUGGAGGAGGAAGCGCCGGAGUGGAGAAGGAAAGCGCGAGAGUGGAGGAGGAAGCGGCGGAGUGGAGGAGGAAGCGGCAUUAGGGGCGUUGUGA